Pseudoliparis swirei is the source of this 909-nucleotide messenger RNA. It is a transcript of the gene tmem134, whose product is annotated as transmembrane protein 134. The record is from RefSeq and is a predicted model, not a curated record. The transcript is spliced from 7 exons. Lineage: Eukaryota; Metazoa; Chordata; Actinopteri; Perciformes; Liparidae. Bases 25 to 633 code for a protein of 202 amino acids.
CUCGGCGUGUAGAAGGCUGUCGCCAUGGCGACGCAGUUCAGUAUCGAUGAUGCCUUUGCAUUGGAGGGAGAAGAGGAGGAAGUCACGUGCGAUGGAGAGAUGGAGGGAUGGAAGAGCCCUGAAAGAGAGGGAGGAGGAGGAGGAGGAGAGAUGACAUUCGGUCCUCUCUCGUUCUCCAAAGCCCAGACGGCUGCCGGCUCCCCCGAGCACAGCAACCUCAAAUACCAGAAUCUGCAAAAUGAAGGCACCUUGGGCAACUCCUCCUUCAAUAACUUCUUUAAAAUCAGCGACCCGGCCACGCUGUCGUACUGCAGCUCCCAGUGGUCCUUCAGCACCUUGAGUUCGGUCACACAGCUGUCUGCACACUGCUGCGGGUGGGUGUCCCAUCCGCUGGUGAAGAAAAACAGAAGAGUGGUUCUUGCCUCUUUCCUGCUCCUCAUCACCGGAGUGGCUCUGAUUUUCACCGGUGUCGUCAUACAGCUGAAUCCAAAUGCAGGGGUCUCAAGUGCCAUUUUCUUUGUGCCUGGAGUUAUUCUCUUCAUCCCUGGAGUGUACCAUGUGAUAUACAUCAGCUGUGCUGUCCGUGGACGGAGAGGCUUCAAAUUGUUCUACCUACCCUAUUUUGAAAAAUGACAUUUCAUGAGUCAUUUUCACCACAUUUUAUUUGUCUGAUAUCUUAAAACAAUUGUAUUUUGUCACUUUUAACAAAACAUGUGUUCCCACAUGGUUGUUUUUUCUUGUCAUUGUUAUGACCACCACUAAUAAUGUAACCACUCAGUGCCUCGACUCGGCUUCCACGACCUGAUAUUACUGUGUGUACACGAAGAGAAGGAGAUUGGUCUUGCCUGUGUUUUCUGUGUUGUGUGAAUAAUGACUGUGAAAUGACAAUAAAACUUUUUUAUAUUUGAA